AUGCGAUCGGACGAAAUGUUUCUCAUCAAAAUCUUCGACAGCAAUCCCGAUGUUGCCCGAUUUGGUGCUCAUACAGGUUUUAUCAAUGAGCAUGCACCUCCAACGGAUCUUGAACAGAAAACAAACAAUACUCUAUCAUUUCAUGAAUUACCACAAGAAACUCAAUUAUCAAUUGAACGUAAUCGUUUAGCUGGUUAUUGUCAUAAAGCAUAUAAAAAAGUGAAUCAUACACGAGAAGAAACACGAGAAACAACUGUAUGUCAAUGUGAAAAUUCUUUUUAUGUUGAUACAGUUCGUGCAUUUCGUGAUCGACCAAAUGCAUCAAAAAAAGAUGAUCUUAAUGAAGUUAAACGAUGUAAUAAUUUAGUUGUUAUUUAUGAUUCAUUACAACUUGCACAUAAAUGUAUUCUUAAUUCAUUUUAUGGUUAUGUUAUGCGAAGAGGCGCUCGUUGGUAUCGAAUGGAAAUGGGUGGUAUUGUAUGUACAACAGGUUCGACUAUUAUCAAACGUACUCGAGAACUUGUUGAACAAAUUGGUCGACCACUUGAACUUGAUACAGAUGGUAUAUGGUGUGUAUUACCAGCAACAUUUCCUGAAAAUUAUGAAUUAAUAACACGUGAUCCAUCACGUCCAAAAGUUGUUAUAUCUUAUCCAUAUAGUUUAUUAAAUUUAAUUAUUAAAGACCAUUAUACAAAUGAUCAAUAG
Molecule: messenger RNA, 705 nt
Organism: Rotaria sordida
Lineage: Eukaryota; Metazoa; Rotifera; Eurotatoria; Philodinida; Philodinidae
Source: the annotation of a GenBank genome assembly